Leptonychotes weddellii (Weddell seal) is the source of this 3963-nucleotide messenger RNA. RefSeq names its product fibroblast growth factor receptor 4 (gene FGFR4). Gene Ontology annotation, molecular function: fibroblast growth factor receptor activity; ATP binding; fibroblast growth factor binding. Gene Ontology annotation, cellular component: plasma membrane; signaling receptor complex. The record is from RefSeq and is a predicted model, not a curated record. NCBI's taxonomy places the organism in Eukaryota, Metazoa, Chordata, Mammalia, Carnivora, Phocidae. Gene Ontology annotation, biological process: regulation of bile acid biosynthetic process; multicellular organism development; fibroblast growth factor receptor signaling pathway.
UCGGGUGGAGAAGAGAAAUGGGGACACAGAGGUAUGUAUGUGCAAGAGAGAAGACAUGCCCAGUUUUGAAAGCCAAUGGCUUUCCUGGUGAAGAGGUUGAAGGAGCUGACCGUGCAACUAAAGAUAUUGACAAGGGCAGGGAGGGAGGCCUAGAAUGCUGGAUGAACUGUGGAUUGGAUCCUGCUGGACAUGGGUAGCCAUUAAGGGCUUGAAAGCUGGGGAUAUGGGGUGGUGACAUGGCAGAUACUUGUAAUUUCUAAAGCCCUGCUGGGGAGUGGAGGCUGGAGAGCCAAGGGAGAUGUUUGCAAAGGCCCAAGCUAGAGAUGACCAUGGCCUGCCUUGGGUCCAAGCAAGGGAGGUGAGAUGGACUGGAGAAGGAUUGAGGAGGCAGAUGGGACUGGAAGUAGAGGAGGGGUGAAGGCAGAUGGGAAGAGAUGAUGCCCCACCUGUGGGAGCAACCCAGGGAACGAACAGUUGGAUGGGGGAGGUGAUGGUUUUGGUCAGGACAAGCUAAGUGCCCCCUGCCUCAGCCAGAGCUGAAAGGGGGCAGUGGCUGAAGAGAGGGUGCAGUGAGCUUCCUGGGCAAGAUAGAUUCGUAGACACCAGUGCCUCCUGACUUAUGAAGCCCCAAGUAAUAGCCAGUAGUCCCCUGGGAUUACAUUGGUCACCUCUUCCCCUGCCCCAGCUGAGGCUGUUUUGAGUGUUCCUUUGGGAGAUGGAGACAUCCUUAUUGGCAUAUGGAUAGGGUGGGUGUGUACAUCAUACCUGGCAGGAACCGCACCAGAAUCAGAGGUAAUUGGCCAAAGGCAGACCCAGGGUGAGAGUCACGGGGAGGGAGGGGAAGAACAUGCCAACAUUCUGUGUUUCCAACCCCUACAUAUAUGGUCUCUUUUAUCCUCAAAGCAGCCCUCGGAGGACAGCACCCAGAGAGGGACGGGGACUUGCAAGUGGGAAGGCAGUCGGUGGUAAGCCCCGCCUGGGGCCUUGUGAGCAGCAGGAAGGAUAUGUGGCUGCUGUUGGCCCUGCUGGGGGUCCUGGUGGGGGUGCCUGGGGCUCCAGCUUUGUCCCUUGAAGCCUCUGAGGAAAUGGAGCUAGAGCCCUGCCUGGCCCCCAGCCCAGAGCAGCGAGAGCAGGAGCUGACCGUGGUCCUUGGGCAGCCUAUGCGGCUGUGCUGUGGCCGGGCUGAGCGUGGUGGCCACUGGUACAAGGAGGGCAGUCGCCUACCACCUGCUGGCCGGGUACGAGGCUGGAGGGGCCGCUUGGAGAUUGCCAGCUUCCUACCGGAGGAUGCUGGCGGCUACCUCUGCCUGGCACGAGGCUCCAUGCUUGUCCUGCGCAAUGUUACCUUGGUUGUGGAUGACUCCUUGCCCUCCAGCAAUGGUAAUGAGGACCCUAAAGCCCACGGGGGCCCCUUGAAUGGGCACAUUUACCCCCAGCAAGCACCCUACUGGACACACCCUCAGCGCAUGGAGAAGAAACUGCAUGCAGUGCCUGCCGGGAACACCGUCAAGUUCCGCUGUCCAGCUGCAGGCAACCCCACGCCCACCAUCCGCUGGCUCAAGGAUGGACAGGACUUCCAUGGGGAGCAUCGCAUUGGAGGCAUUCGGCUGCGCCACCAGCACUGGAGCCUGGUGAUGGAAAGCGUGGUGCCCUCGGACCGUGGCACAUACACUUGCCUCGUGGAGAACUCUAUGGGCAGCAUCCGCUAUAGCUAUCUGCUGGAUGUGCUGGAGCGGUCCCCGCACCGGCCCAUCCUGCAGGCGGGGCUCCCGGCCAACACCACAGCUGUGGCCGGCAGCGACGUCGAGCUGCUGUGCAAGGUGUACAGCGACGCCCAGCCCCACAUCCAGUGGCUGAAGCACAUCGUCAUCAACGGCAGCAGUUUCGGGGCCGACGGCUUCCCCUACGUGCAAGUCCUGAAGACAGCAGACAUCAAUAGCUCAGAGGUGGAGGUCCUAUACCUUCGGAACGUGUCAGCUGAGGAUGCGGGCGAGUACACCUGCCUGGCGGGCAAUUCCAUUGGCCUCUCCUACCAGUCAGCCUGGCUCACGGUGCUGCCAGAGGAGGACCUCACAUGGACAGCAGCGGCGCCGGAGGCCAGGUACACGGACAUCAUUCUGUACGUGUCAGGCUCUCUGGCGUUGGUUGUCCUGCUGCUGGCCGGGCUGCAUCGAGGGCAGGUACUCAUCAGCCGGCACCCCAGGCAGCCUGCCACCGUGCAGAAGUUGUCCCGCUUCCCUCUGGCCCGACAGUUCUCCCUGGAGUCGGGUUCUUCGGCCAAGUCAAGCUCCUCCUUGGUGCGGGGUGCCCGUCUCUCCUCCAGUGGCCCUCCCUUGCUCGCUGGCCUUGUGAGUCUAGACCUCCCUCUCGACCCACUGUGGGAGUUCCCCCGGGACAGGCUGGUGCUCGGGAAGCCGCUGGGUGAGGGCUGCUUUGGGCAGGUGGUGCGGGCAGAGGCCUUCGGCAUGGACCCCGCCCGACCUGACCAAGCCAGCACCGUGGCUGUCAAGAUGCUCAAGGACAAUGCCUCCGACAAGGACUUGGCAGACCUGGUCUCUGAGAUGGAGGUGAUGAAGCUGAUUGGCCGACAUAAGAACAUUAUCAAUCUGCUGGGUGUCUGUACUCAGGAAGGGCCCCUGUAUGUGAUCGUGGAGUGUGCCGCCAAGGGAAACCUGCGGGAGUUCCUGCGGGCCCGGCGGCCCCCAGGCCCCGACCUCAGCCCUGACGGGCCGAGGAGCAGUGAGGGGCCGCUUUCCUUCCCUGCCCUGGUUUCCUGCGCCUACCAGGUGGCCCGGGGCAUGCAGUAUCUAGAGUCGAGGAAGUGCAUCCACCGGGACCUGGCUGCCCGGAACGUACUGGUGACAGAGGACAAUGUGAUGAAGAUUGCCGACUUUGGGCUGGCCCGUGGUGUCCACCACAUUGACUACUACAAGAAAACCAGCAAUGGCCGCCUGCCUGUCAAGUGGAUGGCACCUGAGGCCUUAUUUGACCGAGUCUACACACACCAGAGUGACGUGUGGUCGUUUGGGAUCCUGCUGUGGGAGAUCUUCACCCUCGGGGGCUCCCCGUACCCCGGCAUUCCUGUGGAGGAGCUGUUCUCACUGCUGCGGGAGGGCCAUCGGAUGGACCGGCCCCCGAACUGCCCCCCAGAGCUGUACGGGCUGAUGCGGGAGUGCUGGCACGCGGCGCCCUCUCAGAGGCCUACUUUCAAGCAGCUGGUGGAGGCACUGGACAAGGUCCUGCUGGCCGUCUCCGAGGAGUACCUAGACCUCCGCCUGACCUUUGGACCCUACGCCCCUGCCGGUGGGGAUGCCAGCAGCAUCUGCUCCUCCAUCGACUCUGUCUUCUGCCACGACCCCCUGCCCCUGGGGCCCCGCGCCUUCUCCUUCCCUGCGGCGCAGACAUGAGCUGGGGCACAAGGUUGGGUGGCCAGGCGGGCCGGGGGCCUUCAGCCUCCCUGGCUUAGCUGCAGCCUGGCAGCGCUUGACUUCUGCAACCUCAGGCCCCAGCUUCAGGGUACUGUCCCAGACCUCUAGUUCUGCUUUGGGGAGGUCCGUUCUUGUUCCUGGGGUCCCUAGAUGAGGCUUCCUGCUCUGGCCUCGGAUUCCCAGGCCAGGCUGCAGCCCCAGUCUUAAGGCCCUGUCCUUGCCUUUGCAGUCAUGGCUCCAGUGUUCUGAUGGCCUGAGUGUUAGGGUUCUGCCUGGCCUCCUGGGCCUUGGCACUCAGUCCUUGAUCCAGGGGUUUGGCUGGACCUAGCUGUAGAACUGUCCUAAACCUCCUUGCUUCCUUGUACCAAGGGAGGUCUUGGGCCUCUGAACACCAUUUCCUCUGGUCUCCCCUUUGCCGCUUGUCCCAGCAUCUUGGUGGAAAGAGCAUCGGUCCCUGUGCUCCUAGCUGAGCAGCUGGAAGCCUACCGAAAACACAGAAGCAAAUGCCCUUUUAUAAAUUAUUUUUUGAAAUAAA